Molecule: messenger RNA, 1096 nt
Organism: Homo sapiens (human)
Lineage: Eukaryota; Metazoa; Chordata; Mammalia; Primates; Hominidae
Gene: HLA-DMA
Product: major histocompatibility complex, class II, DM alpha
Biological process (GO): antigen processing and presentation; immune response
Cellular component (GO): late endosome membrane; lysosomal membrane; membrane
Source: RefSeq, marked reviewed
GGAGUUGGGGAAGCUGGGUUGGCUGGGUUGGUAGCUCCUACCUACUGUGUGGCAAGAAGGUAUGGGUCAUGAACAGAACCAAGGAGCUGCGCUGCUACAGAUGUUACCACUUCUGUGGCUGCUACCCCACUCCUGGGCCGUCCCUGAAGCUCCUACUCCAAUGUGGCCAGAUGACCUGCAAAACCACACAUUCCUGCACACAGUGUACUGCCAGGAUGGGAGUCCCAGUGUGGGACUCUCUGAGGCCUACGACGAGGACCAGCUUUUCUUCUUCGACUUUUCCCAGAACACUCGGGUGCCUCGCCUGCCCGAAUUUGCUGACUGGGCUCAGGAACAGGGAGAUGCUCCUGCCAUUUUAUUUGACAAAGAGUUCUGCGAGUGGAUGAUCCAGCAAAUAGGGCCAAAACUUGAUGGGAAAAUCCCGGUGUCCAGAGGGUUUCCUAUCGCUGAAGUGUUCACGCUGAAGCCCCUGGAGUUUGGCAAGCCCAACACUUUGGUCUGUUUUGUCAGUAAUCUCUUCCCACCCAUGCUGACAGUGAACUGGCAGCAUCAUUCCGUCCCUGUGGAAGGAUUUGGGCCUACUUUUGUCUCAGCUGUCGAUGGACUCAGCUUCCAGGCCUUUUCUUACUUAAACUUCACACCAGAACCUUCUGACAUUUUCUCCUGCAUUGUGACUCACGAAAUUGACCGCUACACAGCAAUUGCCUAUUGGGUACCCCGGAACGCACUGCCCUCAGAUCUGCUGGAGAAUGUGCUGUGUGGCGUGGCCUUUGGCCUGGGUGUGCUGGGCAUCAUCGUGGGCAUUGUUCUCAUCAUCUACUUCCGGAAGCCUUGCUCAGGUGACUGAUUCUUCCAGACCAGAGUUUGAUGCCAGCAGCUUCGGCCAUCCAAACAGAGGAUGCUCAGAUUUCUCACAUCCUGCCCAGGAUCUCCUCUUAGGGUAGAAGAAGUCUCUGGGACAUCCCUGGGGUGUGUGUGUAGAUUUCCCACCUGGGGACUCUGCUGUCCCUGGGCUUGCAUCCCAGGGAUCCCAGAGUGGCCUGCCUAUCACAACCACAUCCCUUCCCCCCACAAGGCAAUAAAUCUCAUUUCUUUA